This is a messenger RNA of Myxocyprinus asiaticus (Chinese sucker), 4504 nucleotides long. It is a transcript of the gene fh, whose product is annotated as fumarate hydratase. Gene Ontology annotation, cellular component: mitochondrion; tricarboxylic acid cycle heteromeric enzyme complex. The coding region runs from base 43 to 1572 and encodes 509 amino acids. Gene Ontology annotation, biological process: tricarboxylic acid cycle; fumarate metabolic process; malate metabolic process. The transcript has 10 exons. Gene Ontology annotation, molecular function: fumarate hydratase activity. The record is from RefSeq and is a predicted model, not a curated record. NCBI's taxonomy places the organism in Eukaryota, Metazoa, Chordata, Actinopteri, Cypriniformes, Catostomidae.
UCGGUUCUGGUUGGUGCGCGUCAGUUCCGCUCCCCGGUCGCCAUGUAUCGCUCCGCUCGGAACCUGCAGCGCUUCAGCGCGAAUCUGUGGAAGCUCUGGACCGUUCAGAGAUCCAUAACCGUCCGGACCAUCAGCCCAGCGGCCGGCGUGCUGCACAACCAGCACAGAAUGGCCAGUUCAGAGUCGUACCGGAUCGAGAGAGACACAUUUGGGGAGCUCAAAGUUCCUUCUGAUAAAUAUUAUGGAGCUCAAACUGUCAGAUCCACCAUGAACUUCAAGAUCGGAGGAGUGACAGAGAGAAUGCCAAUUCAGGUGAUAAAAGCCUUUGGUAUUCUGAAGAAAGCUGCUGCAGAAGUGAAUAAAGAUUACGGUUUGGACCCAAAGAUCGCAGACAGCAUCAUGAAAGCUGCAGAUGAGGUGGCUGCUGGGAAACUGAACGAUCAUUUUCCGCUGGUGGUUUGGCAGACGGGAUCCGGAACUCAAACCAACAUGAAUGUGAAUGAAGUGAUCAGCAACAGAGCCAUCGAGAUACUGGGAGGGAAACUGGGCAGCAAAGACCCCGUUCACCCCAAUGACCACGUCAACAAGAGCCAGAGUUCCAAUGACACGUUCCCCACCGCCAUGCACAUUGCUGCAGCUACAGAAGUUCAUGAGGUUCUUCUUCCGGGUCUUCAGACGCUGCACGAUGCACUUGCUGUUAAAGCUGAAGAGUUUAAAGACAUCAUUAAGAUCGGCCGCACACACACACAGGACGCUGUGCCGCUCUCGCUCGGACAGGAGUUUGGUGGUUACGUUCAGCAGGUGAAAUACAGUAUUGCACGGGUGAAAGCUGCGAUGCCACGUGUGUAUGAACUGGCAGCAGGUGGCACUGCAGUUGGCACUGGACUGAACACACGCAUCGGAUUCGCUGAGAAAGUGGCAGAUAAAGUGUCGGCACUCACAGGACUGCCGUUCGUGACAGCACCCAAUAAGUUUGAGGCUCUGGCGGCCCAUGAUGCUCUGGUGGAGUUGAGCGGUGCUCUGAACACUGUUGCUGUGAGUAUGAUGAAGAUCGCCAACGACAUCCGCUUCCUGGGAUCUGGACCACGAUCCGGUCUCGGUGAGCUGAUCCUGCCUGAGAACGAACCUGGAUCAAGUAUCAUGCCAGGUAAGGUGAACCCCACGCAGUGUGAGGCGAUGACUAUGGUGGCCGCUCAGGUGAUGGGGAAUCAUGUGGCCGUUACUGUCGGAGGAAGUAAUGGACACUUUGAACUCAACGUUUUCAAGCCAAUGAUUAUUAAGAAUGUUUUGAACUCUGCCCAGCUGCUGGGCGACGCGUCCAUGUCGUUCUCUAAUAACUGUGUUGUUGGAAUUGAAGCGAACACGGAGAGAAUCAACAAACUAAUGAAUGAAUCAUUGAUGUUGGUCACUGCGCUCAAUCCUCAUAUAGGUUAUGAUAAGGCCGCCACUAUUGCAAAGACGGCACAUAAAGAGGGCUCGACUCUUAAAGCAACAGCCAUCAAGCUGGGAUACCUGACUGAGGAGCAGUUCGAGCAGUGGGUGCGACCGCAGGACAUGCUGGGACCCAAAUAGACUGUAAACACACCACAGCACUCCUGGCUUUCUACAAUAAAACACACUUUUGUUGACAUGCAGCGUCCCUUUGUGUCCAUGAUAAAUUCACUCAGUGUCUAAAGUGUGAACAGCCAGUUGUCGUUUAUCUUCAUUGAGCUUUUUCAGUGUUUUAUCCAGAGAAAAGUUCAUUUUGAACUUAUUUCAACAGUAUUGGACACUUAAUUGUUGGACAUUAAACGUUUACUAUGUUUUGACUGUGACAUGAAGAUCCAAUCAUCAAUAACAUCUUUUAUCAAUAACACAUUUUAUCAGUAUGUGAGUUCCUUGGGAAUGCAUGGGUUAAUCUCACGAAAUCAUGUCCGGGGCAUAUUUCACCCCUAAAGAAAUUAUUUUUGCUUAACAUGAAAAUGAUGUGAAAAUGAAGCCUAUUUUAAGGACCAUUAAGUCUAUAAAAUAUUUCAAGACAAUUACAAAUAAUUUCCACCAAUUAUCAUUAUUAUUAUUAUUUUCUUUUUUUUUUAAAUCAUUUUCAUUGGUGAUUCUCAUUACUGGAAUAGUCCCAAAAAAUUACUGCAAUACAAUUUUAUUGUUAAAAACAACAUAAAUUAAAGGCAAUUAACAAGUAAUACUAUGAUGUAUACAUACUUUACAAUUUCUGCAUUACAGUAAGGACAAUUUGAGAGGAAAUAUGGUCCUAAAAUAGGCUUAAUUUUAAUUGUGCUAUAUAUGAUAUCUUGUUUCUCUUACCUACAUUUAUGUUUCUAUUUGUAUCUGAUAUUUCUCUUUUGGAUGGUUUCACACCUUAUUUACACUAGUGAACUGAUCUGUUUUUGAAAUGAAGAAGAGCUGGUCUGUAAAUGAAUAUACACAUUUAGCUGUUCAUUUACUCAGUCAUAUAUGAAUAUAAAGGUCUAAAGCUAAAAAAGUACUUUGGGAGAUUUACAGAGGUUUACAGUCUGGAUCUGUGUUUAAGACGCCAAACCUGUAACUUUGACACUAUAGAGUCAGGUGAGUAACUUUCUCAGUCCAACAAUAAUUCAUAUUAAGCAGACUUCCUGUUUACUUUUCAGCUAAACUAGGUAAUAGCUCUCUCACCUUUGCAUCAGUUAUAUACACUACAUGGCCAAAAGCAUAUGAGCACACAAACAAAACACCUGUAUAUGCUUAGUGAAAAUUUAAUUUCAAAAUCAUGUGCAUUAAUAUGGAGUCUCUUCCCCCCCUUUGCUGCUGUUUAACAGCUUCCGCUCUUUUAAUGUGCUCAAUCGUUUUUAAAACUUUGCAGUCCAGAAAUCUUAAUGGUCCAAAAAAGUAGGCUUAAUUUAAUUUAUACAAUAUAUAAUGUUUUUUUAUUUUCUUCUUUUGAUCACACAGUGAAAUAUCAGUAGAUGUUCUUGGCUGGUUUUGUGAGAUUCACCCUUCUGUCUAUAAGGUCUUUAUCAAAGCAAAAUGCCCAGAUGGCUUCACUCCAGAUGAUCCCUACAGAGGGAACACCACCAGCUGGUCUUCCUGAAGUCAAGCUCUAGCAUUUCAUCUGCUCUGCUGUUGUCAUUAUUGAAAGCCUGUGUGAGUUUAUUCCCGGUGUGCCUCAAGGCUCAGUGUUAGGUCCGUUCAUAUUGAUUAAUAAUGGACCAGCAGGGGUCAGGUGACAUAUGGUCACGAUAAGAGAAAUGCUCCUGAUGAUGGAGGUAAGCUUUCACAGGGGUGUGUGGUUACCUAGAUACGCAGGUUUUGGCAGGAGAGAUUUGAAGUGUGACAUGUGGCAUCUCUGCAGGGUUGAGACCUCUGCAGCUCACUGUCUGUGCAUGAUAAUUUUUGCUUCUUAUUAGUUUGUAAUGAGACAAUGACUGUUUGUGACCUCCCUGAUUAGGAAGUGUGUGUGAUAUAUAUAUAUAUAUAUAUAUAUAUAUAUAUAUAUAUAUAUAUAUAUAUAUAUAUACACACACACACACACACCGAUCAGCCACAACAUUAAAAGCACCUGCCUAAUAUUGUGUAGGUCCCCUUCGUGCCGCUAAAACAGUGCCAACCCGCAUUUCAGAAUAGCAUUCGGAGAUGAUAUUCUUAUCACAAUUGUACAGAGUGGUUAUCUGAGUUACCGUAGACUUUGUCAGUUCAAACCAGUCUGGCCAUUCUCUGUUGACCUCUCUCAUCAACAAGGUGUUUCCAUCCACAGAACUGCCACACUUUAUGUUUUUUGUUCAUUCGGAGUAAAUUCUAGAGACUGUUGUGUGUGAAAAUCCCAGAAAUACUCAAACCAGCCCGUCUGGCACCAACAAUCAUCCAUGUGAUUAUCUAAUCAGCCAAUCGUGUGGCAGCAGUGCAGCACAUAAAAUCAUGCAGAUAUGGGUCAGGAGCUUCAGUUAAUGUUCACAUCAACCAUCAGAAUGGGGAAAAAAUUCGAUCUCAGUGAUUUGAAGCGUGGCAUGAUUUUUGAUGGCAGAUGGGCUGGUUCGAUAAGUCUAAGUGGUCGUAAAAAAGUGACACCUUUGUUAUUCGUGGUCAAAAUUGACCGACCAUUGAAAAUUAAUGGGAAAGACCCAAAAUCAGAGCAAUUUUUUUUUCAUCUUUCAAAUAAAAUCAAUUAAUCAGCCACAAUGCAGAAAAAAUCAUACUGAAAUUACAAGGUGAGACUCAUAUACACACACUCAGAAAUGAUGGGGUGAGACGAUAACACACUCACAAUGCAGAACACACACACAAAACCAGGACAUAAGUGGAGCUCUACAGCCAUAUUUUGGCAUUAGAAGUCAUCUGUUGUUUUAUAGAUGAUGACAGCAAUCUGACCUGCAAAAUGUUUACUCUGAUUCUUCUGUUUUAUACUCUAAUAGAAUUUUCAGAAUUUUGCAGUUCAUUUCUGUUUCUUGAUGUUCAUUUUAUUGACAUUAUUAUACAUUUACUUUGAGUUAUUAAAUGUUUAUGUUUGAAAUAAAUUAUUGGUAUAAAAUGUUUA